GUUGCAUACUUCUGCUUUAGAGGGCACUUCACUAUACUGAUGGGUUAAUUUCGCGCCAAUUUUUUAUGGUUUGACAAUUUUCGAUUGUAUCUUUUUUCUGUUUUAUGACUUACUUUGUUAUGUUGAUAUAUGUUAAUAUAGUUGCACGUACUAACAGGCGCUUUUAGAAAUAUAAACACGAUUGUAACAUAUAUGAAAAGUGAUAAAAAUGGUGCGUCGCAAAGCCGAUCCAAGAUCACAUACCAAUUCAAAAUCAAACCGUGAAACGUCCAGAACUCGUGUUUUAGUAAAUAACGGAAAAAAUCGUAGGAGAGCACGUGUCUUAAAUGAAAUUCGUUAUUUGAGAAAAUCUAUCAAGUUAAUUAUACCGAAACUUCCAUUUGUUCGUUUAGUUAAACAAAUUAUUAUGGAAUGCAGUGUUGACUUGAAAAUCGACAGGAUACAGGCAUUUGCACUUGAAGCACUGCACGAGGCAACGGAAGCUUACCUUGUUCAAUUCUUCGAAGACUGUAAUUUAUUAAUCAUGCAUGCAAAGCGUGCAACCCUUAUGAUCAGAGAUAUGCAUUUAAUGCGUAUACUUAGAGGAAGAUCUGAUAUUAUAAAUAGAUGAAUUAAAUUAAUUGUCAAAUUGUAAAUAUAACAGUGUUAAAAUGUAUGUCACAGUACCUGACUUCAUGACCUUAAUCUUGAUAUUAAUGAAAUAGAAUAGUUUACAAGUUUUUUUUUUUUUUUUUAUAGGUUUAAAGUCGCAUCAACAUCCUAUUCGCGACUACACUGAAUAUUAUUAAAUUUUGUUUGGCAAGUUGCUUUCAAUAAACUUAAUAAGGUUAUCUAAGUUACUACUUGGUUACGAGUGUUACAUUUGUGUACAUGAAUUAUGAUUUUUUUAUGUAACAGUAUUUCUAUUUUUAUAAUAAACUAUUAUUGAAAUAAAGCUACUACGGUUGUUAAAUUAAUUAAUUGCAGUAAAUAAAAAUUUUAUGCGACAGUGUAUUCAAAUAAAUAUUUAAUCAAAGGUUUGAUGUAAGAAAAAUGCAUUAGUGUCGAACGUUUGGCGAGCCGUUUGUCAAUGGCAGACUAACUAGGCCCGUAGUAGUUUGCUAAAUAAAAUUUAUUCCGUGAGAAACAUUCAAACUUUUGAUAAAAUUCUUAAAUUUUACUUUGCGAAACUUUGGUAAAAUAUACAUUUUUCGAUUUUUAGGCAGGAUCUUAAAAUAGUACAAUAUCGAAGUUUCGUAAGGAAUUCGUACGAAUUUGUUCGAACUUGCUACGUACGUAAGAUAACAUCAGUUAAAAGUGAUACAGUAAAAACGUUUAUUAAACGAUAAAGGUAACGUAAGCAAUUGUUACGUUACAAUUGUUGUUAUUUUCAUGUUGUGUUAGCUGCCUUCACUUACGACGUACACCGCAAGCGAAACAUUAUACUCGAUAUUCUAAAAAAAAACCGACUAAAAAAAUUGUAUUACAAAUAACAAUGCUAAUUAUCUAUGCGUUUACAUAUCUAUAAUACAAUUUGAUAAGGAAAUAUAUAAUAGCCGCCUGAAAAAAGCAGGCUACUCUCUUUUUCUCUCGCACCUGUAAAAAGAGAAUCUCAUUUAUUUCCUAAU
Hylaeus anthracinus is the source of this 1607-nucleotide messenger RNA. RefSeq lists its product as uncharacterized. The record is from RefSeq and is a predicted model, not a curated record. The transcript is spliced from 4 exons. Bases 209 to 610 code for a protein of 133 amino acids. Gene Ontology annotation, molecular function: DNA binding; structural constituent of chromatin; protein heterodimerization activity. NCBI's taxonomy places the organism in Eukaryota, Metazoa, Arthropoda, Insecta, Hymenoptera, Colletidae. Gene Ontology annotation, cellular component: nucleosome.